Molecule: messenger RNA, 2033 nt
Organism: Centruroides sculpturatus (bark scorpion)
Lineage: Eukaryota; Metazoa; Arthropoda; Arachnida; Scorpiones; Buthidae
Gene: CycG
Product: cyclin G-like
Exons: 7
Coding region: 217-1188 (323 amino acids)
Biological process (GO): regulation of cyclin-dependent protein serine/threonine kinase activity; mitotic cell cycle phase transition
Cellular component (GO): cyclin-dependent protein kinase holoenzyme complex; nucleus; cytoplasm
Molecular function (GO): cyclin-dependent protein serine/threonine kinase regulator activity
Source: RefSeq, a predicted model, not a curated record
UGUAAAGGGGUGGUUACGUAGCGAUUCGGUCUGUUGUUAUGGCAACAGCUGAAGUGUCGUUCGAUCAUUUCUAUGAGGAGUUCCUUCAAGUGAGUUGAUUGCUUUCAACAGUUUAUUAUUUUAAAAGAUAUGGAGGCUGUGUUUUAGAUAUUACUUUUAAAUGAGUGAAAGUAUUGGUUAUACAUUUGGAUUUUCCAAGAAAGUAAAGAAACAACGAUGGAAGAGUUGGUGGAAAAAGUCGGAGAGACAUGGAGCACACUGGAUUCUGCCCUCAGAGAUGACUGGUUUGAUAUAGAUUCAUCUCGUAAACAUAUCACUCAAGGAGAGUGGCAGGAAAUGAAAUGUGCGAGGGAUAACAUGGCCCAAGUAUUGAGAUGUUUGAGAGUUUGGUACGAUUUAUCCCCUAAAAUAUUGAUUUUAGCAUUACAUACAAUGGACAGCUUUCUUGCCAAAAUUAAAGUACAAGCUAAACAUGUGCCUUGUAUUGCAUUAAGUUGUUUUCAUUUGGCUAUGGAAUGGUCUGAAGAAGGCAUUAUGAUUACUUUGUCUGAAUUAGUCACUAUCAGUCAAACUCGCUGUAGUACUCAUGAUCUUUUGCGUAUGCAAGGAAUAAUACUAAGCAAGUUAGAAUGGAAACAGGCACCUCCGACUUCUUUCACAUUUUUAGAAUUAUUUCAUUCUCUUCUGAACCACGCUGCUCACAUUGCCAAAUUAUCUUGUGAGGAAGUGGUGUCGGGACUUUUACCUCUUGAACUGUGUACUCAAAGAUUGGAGGUACUCAUGUGCAGUCAUAAGUGUUCAAAUUUAAAAAGAAGUGCUGUUGCACUUGCUUUGUUGAAUUAUGUUUUGAUUGAGGAAAUGCCACCAAGAUGGAAUUGGUCCAUCUAUAUUAAGGAUUUACAAGAGUUUUGUAAGAUAACUUCUGAUGAAUUUGAAAAAAGCAAACAUAUAGUACAAAAAGUGCUGUCUUCGUACGAUCACCAGCAGCAGUUACCUCAUCAUCUCCGUCAGCAACUCAAUUGGAAGCUUUCAGUACGAACUUGGAGGCAGUUGCAUCUCGCUUUGAGGCGACGGCAGUUCUCCCUUCCACCUCUCGAAGAAUGCAAUGACGGCUCUAAUUGUGAAUAUUGCAGAUACUUUUGUUUCAGCACUCAUUCUGUUUCAUCUAACAACGAAUGGAAGAAAUAGUUCAAAACAAGGAUGCUGUUUGCAUAAUUCUAUCCACAUAUAUUGUUAAAAGUGUAAAGUUACUCAUUACUAGUUAAAAAUCAAUGUCAUUAUCUUAAAGUUGAUUUUAUCAUCAUAAAUCUAGUAGCAUGAUGAUGUUUUGUGAAUAUUAUCUUUUUAUAUACAGUAUAUAGUAAUAUACCUCAUCAAUAUUUUGUAAAUCAGUGUUUUCUCAGGAAUAUCAUCAUGUAAAAUUUUGUGUGAUGUACUUUAAAAGUUUCUUAAUUACUACGUGGGAAAAUUUUUACGAUAUAUUUCAUUAUCGCUCGGUUUUAUGCAAAUACAUCUGUGUCAAAAAAAAAAAAAAAAAUUCAUAAAAUACAAUCUAGUCAGAGACUGGCCAUAAUUUAAGGUAAAAUUUACCUUUUAAAUAACUUUUUUCAUUUUCAUCGCUUAACUAUGGAUUUUGUCGUCGUCUUGGGACCAAAUUGCAAAUGGCAUUACUUAAAUUACCAGGCGAUAACGGAAUCUCUUGUUUUUAUUUCAUCAUUUGACUUUUAAGUCUGUCCUCUUUUUAGACCAAAGCGUCAUCAAAUGACAUAGAAUUGAAUUCUAGCUUCGAUUUUUCCAAAGAACUUGUAGAGCAUAAACGAAAGAGUCGGACUUUUUAUUUCCAAACGGAAUUCAUCGAGUGCACAGAUGUUUUUGCAGAGGACCAGCACGGGCAUAAUAUGCCAAAUUUGUACUUGUAAACUCUGUGUACAGUCUUUUAAUUUUGAGUGAUGAGCAUCACCAAAUAAUAAAAUGUAUUUGCAUCCUGUGGUUUGCAAAUUUGCAUCCAAUAAAAAUACAGAAAUCUGCAAAAA